AACACCACGGAAAUUACUCAAGAGGAAGCGGGUACUAGAUGAACGCUGACGGGAAAUAAAACUGAAAACUUUUUUUUAGAUAACGUUUUAUAUAUAAUUAUUAAUGUAAAUCCUGUAUCGUUUAGUAGUGUUUUUGAGCCUCUAGGCGCUUAUUCAGACACGCAGCUCGGCAGUACAUUACAAGGGUUGCACUGCUUUUUCCUGAUGUCUGCUGAAGCUUCUGGUGAGAAUGUGGUGCCGGAUCCCAGCUGUGCCCCUCCAUCCCCCAGCCACGGUGUAGAGAAGAAGGUAGGACCAGGUCUGGCUGGCAGUAAGUAUGUGAAGCUGAACGUUGGUGGAUCCCUGCAUUACACCACAGUCCAGACCCUCAGCAAAGAGGACAGCCUACUCAGAAGGAUAUGUGAUGGCAGUGUGGAGGUGACCAUCGAUUCAGAAGGGUGGGUGGUGUUGGACAGAUGUGGACGCCAUUUCUCCCUGGUGCUGAACUUCCUACGGGAUGGCACAGUGCCACUUCCUGAGAGCCAGAGAGAGCUGGAGGAGGUACUGAAGGAGGCGCAGUACUACAGACUGCAGGGUCUCAUCCAGCACUGCCUUUCCACACUGCAGAAUCGCAGUGAGGUGUAUGAGGGAGGCUGUCGCAUCCCUAUGAUCACCUCUGCCAAGGAGGAACAGAGGAUGAUUGCCACCUGCAAGAAGCCUGUGGUGAAAUUGCAGAAUAAUAGAGGGAACAAUAAAUAUUCCUAUACCAGUAAUUCCGAUGACAACUUGCUGAAGAACAUUGAGCUGUUUGAUAAACUGGGGCUGCGAUUUAAUGGUAGAGUGCUUUUCAUGAAGGACGUACUCGGAGAUGAAAUCUGCUGCUGGUCCUUCUAUGGAGAUGGACGCAAGAUCGCUGAGGUUUGCUGUACCUCCAUCGUUUAUGCCACUGAGAAGAAACAGACCAAAGUUGAGUUCCCAGAAGCUCGUAUCUUUGAAGAAACCCUAAACAUACUAAUCUAUGAGAAUGGCCGGGGCUCUGGUCAUGGAGGCAUGGGUUUAUUGGACUCGAGUGGUGUCUCAUCUCCAGGUGUUGGUCAGUCAGAGGAAGAUGGGGCUGGUGUGGGAGGUGGAGACAGACGUGUGAGGAGGAUCCAUGUACGGAGACAUAUUAUGCAUGACGAGAGGGGGCACGGACAGCAGACUGUGUACAAGGACUGAACGCAGGCAUGGAGAGAGAAAUGAUAAACAUGAGUAGUAAGAAGAGCUUAAUGGUACUAUAACAGGAAAAUUAUGAAUAAUUCAUAUGCAGGGACUUGGAUACAAGGAUGGAUGUGUGGGCUGGGGGGUUAAGCAGUGAUGGUAAUCGAUCUUGCGUACGGUAACACUGCACUAAGAAAUAAUCUCAAGAGCCACAGUGUGGUUUCUUUUUAUUUUAUUUUUGAGGAUGAAUGUACAUCAUCGUUGUUAUUUAUUAUUCUGUUAAUUUAUUGUCCACAAUUUACAACUUUUUUUAAAAAAAGGAUAUGCGUGACAUUUUUGUGUGUGCAAGAAUUGUGAAUGCGUAAUAGUGAACUGUGAUGUUUUUCUAUGCAGAUAUGUGUGUUGGGUGACAGCUGCAGAGAGGUACUUAGAAGCGACUCGUACUCGAAUAAUGUAUGAUACAUGUUCCUGAUAGAGUGGGUGUCAUUCUGGACCUUUCCUUAAAGUAUCCUAACAGACGUGUUCAAGUGGCUCAUUAUAUAUAAACACUCCAGUGUUUUUCAACCUUAUCCUCAUCAACUGCGUAGGUAGCGUAUGUGAUUGCGACAGACAGGAUUUUUCUGUGUGUUUCCCUGUUCUGAGGAAAGGGUGGGAAACCUGUUCACUCAAAGGACACCUAUAAUGAGAGAAUGAGGACAGUUGCUGAUUCCUGUCAGUAAAAUACAGUGCAUACACAAUAAAACUACAACCGUUACCUUUUAAUAUUCUUAUAUGAUUUUAUCCAACUUUCCAACAAGAUUUGUGGUGUCCAUGCCCAAUACAAUCUACACAACUAUGCUGAUAAGUCAUAACCACAACUUUUCCCCUAGGACUAAGUAGCCCUAGGGACGAAUAAGUGUCUUAAAACUUAGAGUUUAAGGUUUAGAACUUAAUACCUAUUGACAAUACCUAUGAAUAAGGGAAUACAAAUACCUUUAGACUUCCAUUAUGAGCGAGUGUCUGGAAACAUAAUUUCCAUUCUUUUUUCAGUACAGGGAAAUGCUAGAUAGAGACUAGUUUAAAAACACUGGAGCAUUUCCUCAAGGUGGUCCAUCUGAGUUAUAAAGCUGCUAUUGUUUCAUCAAGCAGCCAGGCAAUGUGUAUGUUUUCAGUUUAAAUCUUUCAAAAGCCCUAAAAACUCAGUUGCUAAGCAUUCCCAAAAUGUGUGUGAAUAUUGAAAUGUCUGACCCUUUACUUGAAGACUGACUAGAAAGACAAUUCCAUGGCAUAUUUUUGCCCCAGAGUCAUAGGAAACUGACAAAAUAUUAUGCUGAUUUGGCCAUAGCAGGUUUUCUAUAGCCAGUCAUCCAGUCAUUACUUUUAUAGACUGUUGUAUACAAAACUGCCAAACACUGUGGCAUCCACAGUGAAAACGUCCGUUUUUGUUUUGGGUAUAAGAAGGCAGUUUAUGUGACUCACUAAGGUUUUUUUUUAAUUAUUAUUAUUUUUUUUUUAUCCAAAUAAACCAUUCCUUUGUUUUAUGUGAUUAUAAUCAUAAAAAUCAUUUUGUUUUGUUUUUUUAAUUUGAAAGUGAUGCUUUGUGGAAACACAUUCUUGCUGACAGAGCUCUCAGUAACUGGCAGUGUAAUACAUUGACUCUUAAUGAUAAGAUGGAUAUAAUGACCAAUUGCUAACCUGUCAAACUGCUGUAAAUAAGAUUUGAAGAGUUGUUGCACUAGCCCACUAUUCUCUCUUAAUUGUCUCAUGGGAAUUGUUCUCAUGACCAGUGAAACAAUAAUGUACUGCUUACACUCACUCUUUGAAUUUUUUUUUUAUUAUUAUUAUUAUGAAAUACAUAUUAAUAUGCACAGUAUUAUCAGAAAUGUCUGAUGGGUAUGAGUAUUUUGGAUUUGUUUAGUAGCAUGUUAUGCUGUCCAUAAGUAAUGGUGGUUGUUAUUUUAUCCACAGGUCCAUUAAUAAAAUGCCUUUUUUUUUUUAUACAUUAA
Molecule: messenger RNA, 3164 nt
Organism: Ictalurus punctatus (channel catfish)
Lineage: Eukaryota; Metazoa; Chordata; Actinopteri; Siluriformes; Ictaluridae
Gene: kctd13
Product: potassium channel tetramerization domain containing 13
Exons: 7
Coding region: 205-1197 (330 amino acids)
Biological process (GO): proteasome-mediated ubiquitin-dependent protein catabolic process; protein homooligomerization; negative regulation of Rho protein signal transduction
Cellular component (GO): Cul3-RING ubiquitin ligase complex
Molecular function (GO): ubiquitin-protein transferase activity; protein binding
Source: RefSeq, a predicted model, not a curated record